UUCAAUAUCGCAUAUCCAAAUUGGGUAAAUAAAGGCUGCCUUUUUUUUUAUUAUUUAAUAAAAAGAAGAUGGUUAUAAAAUGAAUCUUCAAGAUAAACUUAAAGAUAUUGAAACCAAAUCAGUUGGAUUUCCAUCUUCAAAUGUAGCUUUGUCACAGAGAAUUUACACUGAUCUCGUUUUAGCCAAAAAAUGGAGACAUGUUGAAUAUAAACCAGCAAAAGAAUUAGCAACAUGCGUCUUUUUAGCUUAUGAGCCAGGAAAUAUGAAUGAACAGCUGAUUGUUUUGCCCAUCUCACAAGACAAAACAAAGCUAACGAUUGACCGCAUUACAGAAAUAUUUGACAAGUUGAACAAGAGUUAUAUUAUCGAUUCUCCUAUUGAGAAAUUAACAUUAGCGAUUUAUUAUUCUGAUUCAACUGUUCUCUAUUAUCAUUUGAGCAAAGGGCUUGCAAAGAAAAAAGAGUAAUAGUUUCGGAUAAUGUACUACAUGCUCAACGGAGUUAUUCAAUUAUAGAUUCUACCUUUUAUCAGUUAAAAAAAAAAAUACCUAGAAUAAGUUAAAGAUAUUCACAUCUACUUAUUCUAUUCUUGCAUUUUUAAAUAAAAUACAUAUAAAAAAAA
Messenger RNA from Cokeromyces recurvatus, 621 nucleotides. Its product is annotated as Sen15 protein-domain-containing protein. The record is from RefSeq and is a predicted model, not a curated record. Lineage: Eukaryota; Fungi; Mucoromycota; Mucoromycetes; Mucorales; Mucoraceae. Gene Ontology annotation, biological process: tRNA splicing, via endonucleolytic cleavage and ligation. The transcript has 5 exons. The coding region runs from base 80 to 466 and encodes 128 amino acids. Gene Ontology annotation, molecular function: nucleic acid binding.